GUUGUAAAUCGGUGCGUAGCCCUGGUCAGCUGGCAGCUAGCGUGCAGUAAACUUGACAAUAAACUAACAAUUGUUUAAUCAAAAACAAAAGAAAAUGCAUCAAAACCGAGACGACACUUAGUUGUUUGAGCUGCUUUCUUGGAUUACCGCUGCUCACUGAAUUUUCUAGAGCAGGACAGCUCUAAAGAUUUGAACACAGCUGGAAGGGAAGUUUCCAUUCAAACAAAAUGUCGACGGGAUUAAAGUGUCGCAAUUGCGGAUCCAACGAGAUCGAGGAGGACAAUGCUCGGGGAGAUCGAGUGUGCAUGAACUGCGGUUCUGUGCUGGAGGAUUCGCUCAUCGUCUCUGAGGUGCAGUUCGAGGAGGUGGGCCAUGGCGCCGCAGCCAUUGGACAGUUUGUGUCUGCCGAAUCGUCGGGUGGGGCCACCAACUACGGCUACGGCAAGUUCCAAGUGGGCUCGGGCACAGAAUCCCGCGAGGUGACCAUAAAAAAGGCCAAGAAGGACAUCACUCUGCUCUGCCAGCAGCUGCAGCUCUCUCAGCACUACGCCGAUACGGCACUCAACUUCUUUAAGAUGGCGCUCAGUCGUCACCUCACCCGUGGUCGCAAGAGCACACACAUCUACGCUGCCUGCGUGUACAUGACCUGCCGCACGGAGGGCACCUCACAUCUCCUCAUUGACAUCAGCGAUGUGCAGCAGAUCUGCUCGUAUGAGCUGGGACGCACCUAUCUGAAGUUGUCACACGCCUUGUGCAUCAAUAUACCGUCUGUGGAUCCCUGCCUGUACAUUAUGCGAUUUGCGAAUCGCCUGCAGCUGGGCGCCAAGACCCAUGAGGUGUCCAUGACGGCCCUGAGGAUUGUGCAACGCAUGAAAAAGGAUUGCAUGCACUCGGGACGACGACCCACUGGACUCUGUGGCGCAGCUCUGCUGAUUGCCGCACGCAUGCACGACUUCAGCCGCACCAUGGUGGAUGUGAUUGGCGUGGUCAAGAUUCAUGAGUCGACGCUGCGCAAGCGAUUGUCGGAGUUCGCCGAAACGCCGUCGGGCGGUCUAACGCUGGAGGAGUUUAUGACGGUGGACCUCGAGCGAGAACAGGAUCCGCCUUCCUUCAGAGCGGCACGAAAAAAGGAUCGUGAGAGGAUCAAAGAUAUGGGCGAGCAUGAGCUGACGGAACUGCAGAAGGAAAUUGAUGCGCAUCUGGAAAAGGAUCUCGGAAAAUACUCGAGCAGCGUGUUCCGUCAACUGACCAAAAUCAAGGGCGACACAUCCUUUGGCUCGGAGCCGGGCACGCCCAAAAGUGUCUGCGAGAACGACAUAGAGAUGGAGGACUCCAGGCAGUUCAUUGAUCAGUCGAAUGCAGCCAUCAUCAAGGACCUGAUCGAGCACAAUGAGGAUGUAAAGAAGACGGAACCUGGGAGCCUAAUGGCAGGCAUUGAGGGACUGCGGCCCGAUAUCGAAGCCAUUUGUCGGGUGACCCAAAGCGAACUGGAGGAUGUGGAGCGGGCCAAGCAGCCAAUGGAAACGGAACUCGUCAUCGAUGAUCUGAACGAUGAUGAGCUGGACCAGUAUGUGCUGACCGAGGAGGAGGCGGUGACCAAGCUGGAAAUGUGGAAGAACAUGAAUGCGGAGUAUCUGCAGGAGCAGAAGGAGCGUGACGAGCGACUGGCCAAGGAGCGGGAGGAGGGCAAGCCGGAGAGAAAAAAGCGAAAGCCGCGCAAGAAGAUCAUCGGUCCAUCGUCAACCGCUGGCGAGGCCAUCGAAAAGAUGCUUCAGGAGAAGAAAAUCUCAAGCAAAAUCAACUAUGACAUCCUCAAGACCCUCACAGACAGCAUUGCCGGACUGACGGGCCAAUCUCCAGCAUCCAGUGUGGACACCAAGCCCACCACCUUGGAGGAAUUGCAGCAGCAGCCUGUCAUUGUGGAAGAGGGUCCCAUUGCACCCAAGGGCAGUCGGUCCAAGCCAGCCUACGAUUUGCCUGGACCCAGCCGGAAACGGCCCAAGCUCGAGGCAGGUCUGCCCAUAAGCCAAGCGCCCGAGCUGGAGGUGGAGCAGCCAGACACCAAGCCCACACUGGAACAAGAAUCAAUGAUUGAUGAUGACGAUGCCGAGGUGGACGAGGCUGAGCCGGAGCCCGAGGCCGAGCCAGAGGCCUCGCUGCAGGAUAUGCUCUACAAGGGCGCCGACGACGAUGACGAUGAGUUUGGCUAUGGCUUUGAGGAGGAGGAUUACUAGACUUAAGUUCGCAUUUAGCCCCUUCAGCGUUUGCUAGACAUUAAGUAACGAUACACACAGAUUUUUAUAGUACGCGUCUUACUAAUCAUAAUACAAUUAAAUUAAUCCUAAAGUACUACGUCAGCUCCUACGCUCCUUCGCUCCUCUUUUCCUCUGCCCUGCACUUGUUGCAGUUGCGCUAUUUCUGCUUCUUUGGCGAGCUGGCAGCCAUUAAAUCAUCGCUGCCCCAUGACUCGUGCCCUGCGGCCCUAGCGCAGCCAUUUACAUGUUCAAGCCAUGUCGGGAGUCCGGGUGGCCGAGUGGAUGGGCGGCAGGACGGCAGGGCAGCAGGAGGGUUAGUAGUAGUUUGCUUCUAAUUGUUGGCGCUGCCGUGGCGCGCCUCCAAGUGCUGCAAAUAAAUAUUUCACUCUUAAUCAUGUUUUGCACUUUGUUUUGCUUGCCUUUCUCCGGUUUUCUGCUCCUGCACGGCACUGCAGGCGGCCUGAGUCUUGCUACGGCAGCAAAGGCAGGCCAGGCCAGGCCAGGAACUUGGCUCGACUCCACGGCCUGGGCGGCUUGUUGAGUGGCAAGUGCCCGGCAAUGAGCUGUUGAGUCUACUGCCGAGCACUUGUCUUUGCGAUUUUAUAGUUAUUAUGUUGUAAUUAGUGUUAAUUUACUUGCCUCCGCCCCUUCACAGGCACUCUCGCACUCUCACUCGCUCUUAGCUCUUAGCCCCAGCGAGGCAGCCAUAAAGUGUUGCACAGUUUUGGGCUUUAAACUUUCCUGCCCCCAAAAAGGUCAGCCGAAAACGGGGGGCUGAAUCAAACUGAAGUUAACUGCACUUAAUGUCCGUUCGCUAAUUUGCAUAAGCCCACAGCCUGGGGGGAUAGUUAUUAAUAAAAUGCACACGAACCACUCGACAAUCCGGAUGGCUGCGGCUGCGGCUGUGCUCUGUGGAUGUGGGUGUUGCCCUGUCCCAGUUCCCUACUCGGGGACAGGCUUAGAGCAGGCCCAACUGGAAAUAAUAAUGUGAAAUGUAUGCACAUGUAAAUCCCCGAAGCAAAUGUGACAGUAAAACGGCAAUUAGUAGACAACUUGACUUGACUGGCGCUGGCCCUGGCCCUUGGAAGUUUCCUGUCCUCGGUCUGGCCAAUGGUCGGUCAGUGGUGCAACUAAUUUAUGCAGUGCAAGGGCGGAACUGGUCCUGCGCCUGUGUCUGAGCCUGAAGGUUGAGUUCGAGUUCAGUUUCAGUAUGAGUAUGUGGGAGGGGCACUGGCAAUCGCGGGUUGCACUUUUGAUGUGAAUAAUCUCUGAAUUAAGCACAAUUAAUCCGUUGUGAUUUCAUUUUAACACUUUUGUGUUUUCGCCAAUGAUUUUUUUAUAUGUUUGCCGGCCUGUCAAGGUCCAUCAGUCGUGUCAUGGGAGUUGAGUUGGAAAAUUGUGAAAUCUAUUU
Molecule: messenger RNA, 3666 nt
Organism: Drosophila subobscura
Lineage: Eukaryota; Metazoa; Arthropoda; Insecta; Diptera; Drosophilidae
Gene: Brf
Product: transcription factor IIIB 90 kDa subunit
Exons: 7
Coding region: 228-2234 (668 amino acids)
Biological process (GO): transcription by RNA polymerase III; DNA-templated transcription initiation; transcription preinitiation complex assembly
Cellular component (GO): transcription factor TFIIIB complex; transcription preinitiation complex; nucleus
Molecular function (GO): RNA polymerase III general transcription initiation factor activity; RNA polymerase III type 3 promoter sequence-specific DNA binding; TBP-class protein binding
Source: RefSeq, a predicted model, not a curated record